GUUGUUGCAAGUUUCGGAGCGUUGUACUGGUUUGAAGACGAAGUCCCUGUCGUUUCUUGAGCUGUCGGAGAACUCCAUUGAUUUGCCUCAGUGUCCAUCGUUCUUCCCUUGCUCUUUUUGUCAGUUGUUUACAGUCUCGCUCGAGGCGGCAAGAAUUGCAAGCCUUAACUUCGGACGCUAUAAAGAAUCUCGCGCAGAAUGGCGGUGUUAUCGUCGGGCUAGUUGCUAGUGCCGUGCAGAGGCGUGCGGAAAGUUGUCGGGUAGCUGUCUGCCCGGACGUUCAGAUAGGGUUCUUUGCGCACGUUCCAGCAGCGACCAGGACGCAGAACAUUUCUUGUGCGUGCCCAAGCGAACAUGCUGGGUGCCGUAAGGAAUUUCGUUGCAAAUCCGGCCGGCAGGCAUGUGUCAGCAAGUUCCAGCAGUAUAUUCAACCAGUCGAAUCCGAGAACACUCCCGCAAUUCAACAAUACCGCUGUAAACUCCGCGCGACAGUUGCACACAUUGUCGAGACCGAACCGAGUAUUUUACGACAAAUUCAUUGCGUCCUUCCACCGGCCUGGAAUGCCAAGCACGUUCAAGGUGACAGCGGAUCGACCCUGGUACCCACGCCGAAUCUUAGAAUGGGAGGUCAUGCCGCGGGAUGAGUUCGGAGUGCCUGCACACAUCCCGCCAGAUGUGUCGACGACAAUCGCUCACACGUAGACAUAGUUUUCCUUUUCUUUGCGUUUUCGGGAACGAAGUUGGCCCUUUGUGUAAAAAGACAAAAGUGCUGCAAUUGCAGUCAGUUUCAGUGCUGCCGUGGCAACGACUGGAGGAUCGAUAUCUUUUCAUUUCAGGUAUCAUGUCCCGCCAGAGUACUUUCCCUUUCUGAAGAAGCUCGGCGAAGAGACCCCAUCGAUGAAGCCUUGGAUGGAAAAGUUGAUCAAAGGUGCAGAAAGAGUGCUUCAUGAUUGCGAUCGGUGUUGACGCUGAUUCGCCACCACUGCGUGGCGAAUUGUAAAAGAAACGAAUCAAAACUAACUCUGUGCAGGUAAAAUGACUUUUCCAGACUACGAAGAAAUGUUUUACUCGCACGCCAAGCCGCUCCGUGUGCACCGCUCAAAGCUUGCUUUGCCGUACCGAACGGAGGAAGAGGUCGCGAAGUCGAAGGAGAUAGACUGGGAAUCGAAGUGGAUGAGUUUCCGGCAACGUGUUCGAGGUGAAUACUACACCAGAUACUACUUCCGUGAGUGGUUCCUGGGGAUGCUCAUCGGUAUAUUUUUGCUUUGAUAUAAUUACAGUUCUUGGUUGGGGUUGCAGAAACAGAUGUAAGUAGAAAAAUCAUGAGCCACGUAAGAAACUACGUAGGUGCAUACAAAUGAUAAAUUGAAGCAACUACUAAACUUCGACAGCGCUCUGGAUUGUGCAGAUGGUGGGGACGCAGGUUGCUUUCUACUGCGAAGACAUGCGGUUGUUCUACCUCGAGGCACCCGAGCACAAGAUCAAUUGGGUGGUGCCGCGUGGAGACUUGUAAUUCGGAGAGCUAGCUUCUUGUCUUGCUCUUGUCUUGCGCAUGAUUGUCUAUGCAGCACGACAAUAUUGAAAUUGAAGUCAUUGAUAUGACCGAGGUCCUGCGCUCGGACCCUCGUGCGAAUACAGUUGUUGAGAUUUAUUCCGAAAGUUGCUUCGAGAAAGUAGGAUGUCAUGUGAUUCGUGCCUUCAUCUCUCGGACGCGCCGAAUUUCGGGAAAAUUCGAUAGUCCGACUUGUAUUCAGAAGCAUAGUGUUCCUUAUUUUUUUGCGCUCGAGUAGCUUUUGGUUUUGUUGUUUUUUCCUGACGACCUGAAGGUCUCCGUCUCAGCCUCCCCCACCAGCAGCGUGGCCGCCGAAAUGCCAAGAGCGCCCACUCGUACCGCGCCGGAGGCCAGCAGGCUGAGCCGGGGCGCGGCAGCCGGCACCCGGGGCGCGGCACCCGGCACCCGGGCCAUGUUAUGGGUCCGUGGGCGUCCGUGUAGGAACGGGUUGGGAGAAAGGCCGAGAGAAGGCCCUGGCGCCCCGGCGAGCUUUGUGGUACCGGGGUGCGCGCCAUGGCGAAGGAAGCAGACGAGAACGCGGGGCCAGGGCCAGUGGCGUGGCUGAUGGAUCCCGCAGGCGGCCACCGCGCGCAGAGGUUUUGGCCGCGCAGAAGCCCAGCCCGCGCUUCCUGCCAUAAUGGAGCGUCGCGGCCCGGGGCCGCAAGUGCUUCCGGCAAGCAAGCAGGCAAGGAGAGGGGGCCGAGGGGCGCAGCCCGUUCGCCCUGGUUCCGGAACGGCAGGCGGCCGCGACCGGAGUCCUGCCAUAGUUAGUGGGUAGGCAACCACUCGGCGGGAGGCGCCAGCAAUCUGCCAGGGCCUGAUGGCUGCUAGGGUGGGCGGUUACCCGCCGGGCCUUUCCGAUGCCUCUCGCGCGACAGUUCGGAGCCGCUUACGAGCUGGGGGCCAGCCAUGCGACUCGCGACAAGGCGCCCCGAUUGGUAGGAGCCCGCCCGCCCGAAUGGAAAGGGCGGGCGGCACAGUGCCGACGGCGAGCGGGUUGGUCGGCGACCUCCAGGCCGCGGCGUGCGGCGCCCCUCCUUGGGCACUUCUCUAGCGCCGGUCUGCGUGUUGGCGGGCGCGAAGCUCUUGGCCGGCGCGCUUUCGCCGGCGGGCCAGCUGGCCCGCAGGGCUUUGCCGGCAGGGCUUUCGGAAUAGGCGCCCGCCUUCGGGCGUUUUGGGGCCGCGGACACUCCCAAGGGCGCUAGCGCCGUGCAAUUGGGCUCGCGCCGCGGCGCCCCCUUUUCGUCCCCAUCCCGCCGGGGCCGGGGUGGGCGCGCGGUUGGGGAUAGGGGACGCGGUCCGGCGUAGCCCGGGCCGGAGCUCCUCCGCGGAGCCCGCCGGCGGGGCCGGGGAGUGUGCGUCGCCCAGGCGGCCCCUUUUAGGGCUGGAACUACUGCGGAGAAACGGAGGAAAGUUUCUGCAAGGGGACGGGAGUGCGUCUCCUCAGGGGCCUAAACAAAGGGCCCAAGCAACGUGGCAGAGACGGACAUAAAAAAGUCCUCGGCGUGCAAGGGCUGUGGGCCUGCAGCACCAAAUCGACACAGCUUUGGAGGAGAUCAGGGAAGGCCGGGCGUUUGGGAGACAGGCGGGCGGGCCUUUCAGCUUGGCAGGGCGUUCGGCCUCGUUGCGAGGGCUCCGCGCGUUGUGUGUGAUGGUGCCCGGCGCCAUGUUCUGCCGGGCGCGCGCGCCGCCACGGGCAGAGGGUUUGCAGGCGUUGCGCCCAUGCCCGCGGAGCUCCUGAAGCGGGCAGAUACCCCCCGGGCCACGGCACAGGGGCAGCAUUGCAGCGACGCCGGCCGGCGGCCAUUGCCCGCCCGGGGCGGGCCUCCCCACAAUAUGAGGAGCGCCGCAAUGAGCAGGCGGGUGUACGUCGGGCCCGCUGGCAACACGCGUCACCUUAUGCGCGCCGUGGCCGCCGGGUAUUUACGGGCGGGGUGCCCCCUGUUGCUUGCAGCUGCGAAGGACGGCGCCGCCGGCCUCUUCCUGGGCUGCUUAGGGCAGCAGGCUGCCCGGCUGCUUCGGGGGAAGGUCCACCCGGCUACGGAGGUAUGUGGUUCGGGCCCUCUUGCGUUUCCGGGCCGCCUUGCGUCUCGUUUUUUCCGCUUCCCUGUUUCGCGGGUUUUGGCUCGUGUUGUGCUUCGCCUGCUAACGCCGCCCCGGGCCGCCGGGGCGGGGCCAGGGGUCUAGUCUUCUUUUUUCUUUUGGCAUUUCCGGCCCCUGUUGCGCUACGCAUGCCGGCGCCUGGUUUGAAGCAGUGCGCGGAGGGGUCGGAGGUGCGGGGCCAAUCGGAUGGGAGUGCUUGGCGUCUUGUGAAUAUGGGGCGGGCCCUCUUGCUGGAUGUGCAUGAUAGCGCGGGCCCAGAAGCACAGAGAAAGAAGGAGGGCGCGUAUCUGGCAGGGCGCCAGACGAUUGCUGCCGUGUUGUCUAGCGUGCCGCGUAGGGCCGCGCGCCCGAGCAGCUGGCCCCACUCCGGCAAGAAUGGGGCCGGAGGGGGGCGAUGGGUUGACGUGUCAGGCCCCAUCCCGCUCGCUCCGUGUGCUUCAGAUAACUAAGGGCGCGCCCGGGGCGGCGCCGCGGUUUGGGCGCGGGCUGUCUGAGCAGGGGAAGCGACGGGCGCGAUGGGCAAGGGGGCGCGGUAGCUCACGCCGUCGGCCUAUCGGAUUUCGCCGGGUUCGAUGGAUGUUCCGGUCGCGUUUAGGUGAGGACUCGGGAAAGGG
This is a messenger RNA of Amoebophrya sp. A120, 4269 nucleotides long. The record is from the annotation of a GenBank genome assembly. NCBI's taxonomy places the organism in Eukaryota, Dinophyceae, Syndiniales, Amoebophryaceae.